AGUGGCCAGUUUGCCAUCGUGAAGAAGUGCCAGGAGAAGAACACAGGGCUGGAGUAUGCAGCCAAGUUCAUUAAGAAGCGUCAUAGCCAGGCCAGCCGGCGAGGUGUGUGCCGGGAGGAAAUCGAGCGGGAGAGUAUCUGGAGGAGAACUGUUCGAUUUUCUGGCCCAGAAGGAGUCACUAAGUGAAGAGGAGGCCACCAACUUCAUUAAGCAGAUCCUGGAUGGGGUAAACUAUCUUCACUCAAAGAAAAUUGCUCACUUUGAUCUCAAGCCAGAAAACAUUAUGUUGUUAGACAAGAAUAUUCCCAUUCCUCACAUCAAACUGAUUGACUUUGGCCUGGCUCAUGAAAUAGAAGAUGGAGUUGAAUUUAAGAACAUUUUUGGGACACCAGAAUUUGUUGCUCCAGAAAUUGUGAACUAUGAGCCACUGGGCCUGGAGACUGACAUGUGGAGCAUCGGUGUCAUCACCUACAUCCUCCUUAGUGGAGCAUCCCCUUUCCUGGGAGACACAAAGCAGGAAACAUUGGCAAAUAUCACAGCAGUGAGUUACAACUUUGAUGAAGAAUUCUUCAGCCAGACGAGUGAGCUAGCCAAAGACUUCAUUCGGAAGCUUCUUGUUAAAGAGACUCGGAAACGGCUCACCAUCCAAGAGGCUCUCAGACAUCCCUGGAUCAUGUCAAAAGGAGAAAUCAGAAGCCCUGAACAGCUGAAGACACAGCCUUCCCAGCUGAAGACCAAACGCCUGAGAGAGUAUACCCUCAAAUGCCACUCAAGCAUGCCCCCCAACAACACCUAUAUCAACUUUGAGCGUUUUGCCCAAGUGAUAGAGAAUGUGGCUCAGGUGGACCAGGGAUGCCAUGCCUUAGCAAGAGCCCGUGAUACCCUUGAGGAUGAUGUGGAAGCCCUGGUCUCAAUCUACAAUGAGAAGGAGGCCUGGUACAGAGAGGAAAAUGAGAAUGUUCAGUCUGACCUGUCCCAGCGCAAGUAUGAGUUCCACAAAGUGGAGUCCAUGAAGAAGUUCUUGCGAGAAGAUAUCCAGGCCACAGGGGCCAGCCUUGGAAUCAUGGCCAGGAAGUUAGACCAUCUGCAGGUGCAAUUUGAGGCUCUGAAGCAGGAGCUCUCAACAGACUUAAAGUGGAUGCAGGAACUAGUGGGCAGCUUCCACCUGGAGAGUUGGAACACAGAUGGCCUGGACCCAGGCUCCAUGUUUCACCAGAACACCAAUGAAUCCCUAUCGGAGCUGCUAACAGAUCAUGCACAGAGGAAAUCCUGGCCAGCUUGAAGCUCAGAGCACCAGAAUCUAGUCAGUAGAAUAUCCACUACUGUAGUAGUGUGCUGUCUUCUACUCUGUCAUGGCAUCCAACUAGAAUUAUCUCACAGGGUGUGUGUAGUGCAGCCUUCUACUCCUUCCUGAGACUCCCCAGUCACUGAGGUGAACUUUGCAUCUCCCUCACCAGUCUGGGUUUCUGAGGGGAUACUGACAAUGCAGCUGAGCUGUUGGCACAAUUAGAGAAUAUAGACCCGCUCACCAUGCCCUUCUCCCACUGGUCCCUAGAUGUUUGAUAACUGAUUAAUGAUGAUGGAUUGGCUCACUUCUCACUUUCCACCUACAUGUGUCUUAUGAGAGCAGAUCUUGGGUAAUAGUUGAGUUAACUAAGGAUAACUAGAUCAACAUGGGGCUUUCCUGUUACAGAACUGGAGCUUUUAAAGGUACAGAGAAAAUACUAACUUUCAUUUGAAUUGUCUUCUUGCUUAUCAAGUCUUUCAGUCUGUGACCUCACUGAUCCCUAAAAAGCUCUGUGAGAUGAAGAACUGGAGAUGUAGUUCAGUUUUUAGUGUGCUUGCCUAGUAUGCAUGGAGUCCUGGAUUUGAUCCCCAGCACAGCAUAAAUUGGGCUUGGUUUAUAUACCUACACUCCUGAGAGGAAGAGGCAGGAAGAUCAAGAGUUCAAGAUUAUCCCUGGCUAGAUCAGAGUUCCAGGCCAGCCUAGGAUAUAUGAGACCCUGUCUCAAAAAAGAAGGUAGAUGACAAUAUUAUUAUUAUUAAUUUCCCUGUAACUGAUGAAGAAAUUGACUCAGAGAGAAUAUGACUUAGGAUCAUUAAUAACCAGUUGGUACAGAUGAAAGGGAAACCAGAGUGCCCAUUGUUGAGGUGAGGUAUAAGGAAGGAAGUUUAGUGAAGCUCAGCUAUAAAUAUCCACUUUAAUAUUUAAAUUCAGAUCCCAGAGGCCAAAUAAGUAACUUCAUGUAUUUUACCAAGUAUAGGUAAAACAUGCCCACCUACAGAUGGUUGUUCCAGGAGCUGUGCUCAGAAGGUGUAACUACUUUUUCUAAUAAGCCUCCUCCCUGUCUGAAGAUUACCCUGCAGAGCAAGAACAGAGCAUCUCCAUUCUCAUCAACCCUUUCCCCUCUAGCUUUUGACUAGAGGUUCCAACUUUAUGUUGAGAAUGAAGACCAAAAGACACUUGUCAAGGAGAUAUCUAUUCGUAUGGGCUAGACCAGUUGGCCCUGAAGAUCUGAGAAAUUUCAUGAGAGUUUUGAGAAGCACAAGACUCAUUGGUCUCUUCAGGCCCUAAUCAUCCUUUCUGAGGACUAUGUGAUCUCAUCGCUCUUCCCUAGGAGGAAGGUCAACCAAUAUCGUCUAUACAUAGCAUAUGGAAUAUAUCCCAGCUAGAAGCUUGGGAUGAUAUAGUGCCUCCAUGAUGAUAUGAUAAAAUGCCUCCAUGACCUCAUAAAAUAUCCAUCCAUAUUUGCAUUAAAUGUUAUUCCCAGGUUAGAGAUGAGGAAACAGACAAGGAAUGAGAAAUGCCCUGCAUUACAUCAUUAGUGAUAAAAGUGGGAGCCUCUAAUGAGAACUCUAUAGAUCUUUCUAUUUCCCAUAACUACUUAGGCUCUAGGAAUUUACUUUCUGCCUGUGGAGAUAGGUGGUCCCCAAGUUCAUCCAUCCAUUCACACAUAGCAGGCACCUACCAAUAUUUAGAUACUUGGCUUGAGUCUGGGGAUACAAAAUCGAAUAAAAACAAGCCUAUUUCCUGCUUCCUUGGAGUUCUCAGUCUCAUGAUAGAUUCUAGCAUCAAACAAGAAUUAUAUGCAUGUAAAACAAUAUCUGGUUCCUAUGCAAUGAAAGAAGCAGGCAGCACCACAAGACCUGCAGUGUGAGGUUUGAUCUGCUCAGGGGAGGUGUCCCUGUACAGACCAUACUGGGGUUCAGAUCAGCUAAGCAAACCAGGGAGAGUGGUAGGGCCAUCAUCCCAGGCCUCUGUGAUGAAAGGAGAGUGGAAAGUUAGCAGUGCAAGAUUGAAAAAAAGCUAAAAAAAGGAGAGGAUGGGAGACAUGUCUUGGGAGAAACAAGACCACCAGGACUUUGGCCAUGUUAGAGAGCUUUGCCUUUGUUCCCAGAGUCAUGGGAAGCUACUAAUAAUGAGUCCUGGGCUAGUGCUGGGGAGGAAAUGCCCAAUGGACAGCAUAGACUGGAAGUGGUUUAGGAUAAUACAUGAGAUUUUGAUCUCAUGAAGCCAUUGUUCAGAUUGCUGGUUUUUUUUAUUAUUAUUAGCAAGCUGGAUCAUUUAAAAUAUCACAUAUAAUAGCAAUAGAAAUUAUUUCACUCAAAUAUAAAAAAAAUCAUGAUUAUAAGAUGCAUCAUUAUUUUUAUGGACCGUUGAGAAAGAAAACAAAUUCCAGCAUGGGCAGUUAACUAGGCAAUACCCUACUAUACAAAGCUGUGAUGGCCUCAAAUGAGAGGGCAAAUGAGAAACAGAGCCACCAUGCAGAAGAGAGAGCAGGAAACACACCUGUCUCAACCUUGACCCUAGGUGGUGGUGAAAAACUGCAAAUAGGUGACCUAUCUUGCAGCUUUGUUCUUUGAGUUUGUGCUCCAUCAGAGUAAUACAGAAAAACUUCAAGCAGGGACUGCUGUGCCUCACAGUCAAAGGUUGAAUGACCCUACAUGGCUGGCCAAAACACUGAGUUCUUUUCCAGAGCACCUGCUACACUCUAGGCCCACAGUAGUUAAAUGUCACCAUUGAUUGGAAGAUGGUUCCUGACGUCUUAGGUCUAAAAAUGCACAUCCUGGAAUCAAGGAAAGAUGGCAGAGCUCUGUUCCUGUGCUGUACCAGAGAAAACUGAAGCAAAUAACCUCUGUAAUCUCCUCAAAGUUUUAUAUGCCCUGUCACAGGACAUUGCAUAUUUGUUUGGUACAACACUGCAGAUAUUAACGUUCCUUUUGGUCAUGUCAUCAGGCCUUGAUCUUCACAUCCAAGUUUCCUAAGGAGAGGAAGGCCACAAAUGGAGUGAUACAGGAUGAACUUUUCUAUGAAGGAGAAGAUUUUAAAAAAAUUAAAAUGGGGGGCUGGAGAGAUGGCUCAGUGGUUAAGAACACUGGUUUUUCUUGCAGAAGACCCAGGUUUGAAUCUCAGCACCCACAU
Messenger RNA from Nannospalax galili (Upper Galilee mountains blind mole rat), 4423 nucleotides. RefSeq names its product death associated protein kinase 2 (gene Dapk2). Gene Ontology annotation, cellular component: cytoplasm; nucleus. The coding region runs from base 56 to 1282 and encodes 408 amino acids. The record is from RefSeq and is a predicted model, not a curated record. The transcript has 8 exons. Lineage: Eukaryota; Metazoa; Chordata; Mammalia; Rodentia; Spalacidae. Gene Ontology annotation, biological process: positive regulation of apoptotic process; protein phosphorylation; intracellular signal transduction. Gene Ontology annotation, molecular function: ATP binding; protein serine/threonine kinase activity.